Molecule: messenger RNA, 4267 nt
Organism: Liolophura sinensis
Lineage: Eukaryota; Metazoa; Mollusca; Polyplacophora; Chitonida; Chitonidae
Product: NCK-interacting protein with SH3 domain-like
Exons: 11
Coding region: 315-2510 (731 amino acids)
Biological process (GO): endocytosis
Molecular function (GO): protein binding; Arp2/3 complex binding
Source: RefSeq, a predicted model, not a curated record
GGCCAUAUUCAUAUUGUGUGGAGGAAGGUGUACAUGUUGUGAGCGAAAUGCAUAUAGGCUUUAAGUCUAUUUAUGCCAAAUGAUUACCCAUUUUCAUUCCAAAUGAACUUUUUGGUAGUUUGGGCAAUAAUGCUUCCAAAGGAAUCGAUGUAACAUGAAAAACUCGACACUGUAGCUGUACCUUGCAACGAGCUGUCAAAUCUGUCAUCCCUGAUAAGUUAUACCCCGUUAUCCUGAUCUGACAAGUAUCCAAAUCUUCCAGUGCUGCCGGUGCCAUUUGCUGCCAGUGCUGCACAAAGCAGUAUAUAUCGACAAUGUAUCGUGCAUUGUAUGAUUUCAGUGCACAGCAGAAAGGUUGUUUGUCUUUCAAAUCUGGCGACUUAUUUACAGUAGUAGGGGAUUCAUCUGGCGACUGGAUAAAAGUAGAAAAUGGAAAGGGACACAUUGGGCUAGUUCCAUACAACUAUGUUGCACGAGUGGUGGCUCAAGGGAACGGGGUGGUUGAUGAUGUCUUGAAGUCAAUUGAUCGAGCAAUAGAAGGUAUUCAUAAUGCAGCUGCACAAACUGGGACAUAUACCAAGGAACAGAGGAAGAAUCUAGAGGCACUAGUUGAACAUAGGCAGAAAGUCUCUGUAGAACAAACUGCUGUAAGAUCAGGGCAAACCACUCCUGUGUCACCUCCUAGUGAUGUGCCACCUCAGCCAAAGAGACAUGCCCCAACCCUGAAUUCACCUAUUAGCUCUGACCAACAGCUCAGCCAUAAAGAAGAGAUGGCAGAGAAGAGGCGAUCCUUUCCAAGGCGAGAAGCACCUGCUCCUCCUCCUAGAACAACUUCUCAGCUGCAAACACCUCAGGAACCUGAGGCACCAACGCUGAUGAUGGACACACCCGAGGAUGUAACAUCAGAUCCACUCCAGUCCGACAUACCAGAGGAUAUGGUAGUUGUUCAAAGACCUGUCACAGUGAGUGCACAAAAGCUUUCAGCAGUCUCUCAGUCUGAGACUUCUACCUGUGCCCUCCAGGAAAGACAUGUCCCAGAAGCUGAGGUGCAUGACUUAGGUAGACCAGUGUUUGAUACAGACUUUCCCAGCCCUCCUGAGGACAUAUCCACGGACUUUCCUCAUCCCCCAGAUUUCUUGUCCGACGCUAGCGUACCAGGAAGUUUGCCAGAAGACACUAUGCCAGUACACAUCUAUACAGGAGACAGUUGCACUACAGCAGUACAUGCACAGCCUGCUGUGAAUGCCAUGAGUAGUCAGACAGAAUCAGGUGAUGCUCAUGUCCCUUUAAGCCUGGGGCAUGACCUGCUUGAGGAUGUCCGUCGGAACACAGGUGUUAGUUACGACAAAACCAUAGUUGCUGUGGAGACUGUGGUGAAACUGAUCAGCUUCCAUGUGCCAAGCACAAAACACAUCAUGGAGAAGGUGUCACAAGUUAUAUACCAGGUUCAGGAGGGUGAUGUGGUGCUGGCAGGUUGCCAUGACGCUGAGAGACUGCAGAUCCUCUUUUCAGAACUCCGUGACUGCAAGGAUGACUCACAGCAGCGCAGCUGGGCUUUGUACGAAGAUGAAAGCAUCAUACUUCACCAUCUGCAGGAAAUGAUCUCCAUCUUGGAAAAUGCCAACCCAAAAUUAUGUAGGAAGUGUAUCUCAGCUGAUAGUUAUGAACCCAUCCACACCCUUGUGCAGUAUUACCAAAUGGAGACCAGAUCUAGUAUUAGACUUACAAUGCUAAAAGGAUUUGCAGUGUUGUGUAAUUUGGAUUCCCAAGCGGUCACUGCUCUUUUAUAUUCUGUGUUACCACUGGAGUUGUGUAGGGAUCUACAGAGCAAUAUCACUGAUGCAGAGAGGACAUGUGCCUCAGCAAGAGUGUUGACAAUGAUCCUUUCUAUGGGGGAAGAUAUACCAGUCCACCAUUAUGUUCAUCUGAACAAAGAUUUUGUUUCCUUCCUGCUGGAUUAUAUUGAGGCACCUCCUGCUAAGGACACAUUGGAGGAAAUCCCUAAUUAUUUCGUGAACUUGAUCUUGGCGUUUAACCUUCACUUUUGUGAUUUGCAAAAAAACUCUGUGAUGGUUGUUCUCGGGGAGCGUGGAACAGCUACAGUGUUUACGGAAAAACUCAUGUUACUGGUCAAUAGAGGAGAUGACCCUGUACGAAUGCUACCUCACCAUCCUAAGCCGGCAAACGCUCUCCUCAAAUUCCUAAUGGAUAUGUAUGGUUCCCCGGUGACCUCUGACCUGUUGUACACAAAUGAUGCAAUGGUUCUGAUUGACAUCAUCAUUCGAGAGCUGGCUGACCUUCCAGCAGGCGAUCAGGCUCGAACAGAAAACCUGAGGCUGGUACGUUUGAUUCUGACAAACUCACCUUACAGAGAAAGAAAGUAUCGACUUGACGAUUUACGGCAAUGCCUGUUGAACAUCGUUAAGGAAGAAGAAGUACCUGACUGUGACGCAAAUGAGGUUCAGAAGAUUUUCCGGAGUCUCCCUUACCUCUUUCCGUCAUGCUGCUAAUGCCCAGGUACAAGGAGCUCUCGGAAAAGUUCUUCCCAUUCCACUAGUCAAUAUCUAGGCCUUGUUCAGAGAAAAAAAACGCUAUCACACUUUGUCCUGUGUAUAAACCUGUGAGAUGGGCUUCCAUGUCAAAUGCAGUCUGUAUAUAUAAGGAUUUAUGUUAACAUUACUACUGCCUAUAAUUAGAAGUGUUUUUCUGUUGUUUUUUCGUUUCAUGCCACUUGCUUCUUGCUUUGGUAUGGUUUCUUCAUAAUAUUCUCCGCAAUGAUAACGUCUUUCACUGGUGUCAGAGAUGCAAUAUUUAUUUAUCUAAGAAUAUUGUUUGUAUAGUGCUUAUGACUGAUACAUUGUUAUAAACAUUUGUGUUACUUGUAAUGUUCCAUUCCAUUGUUGUCUAAUUUGUCAAGUACGUUUUUUUGAUCAUGAGGGAAUUCUUCAUACUCAUGGCAGAGCCGAAAGGAAAAUAUCAAUAUCUGCCAGGAGUGCUUGACGAUCACUUGAUGUACGUCUUAAGCUGAAACAGGUAAUAAGAUAAUGAUAAAUAAAACUCCUUUAAUAAUCAGUUAUUUUUAAUUUUUUCAAUUUUACAUACUAUUACAUGUAUUUAGACAGAAGCUGGUGUUAUAAACACGAAAAAGCUGCAUAAUAUGAUUGCAUGAUAUUAUACUAAACAAUCAUAACUGGUAGCUAGGUCUUUCCAAUUGAAUUUAAAGCUAGGUCUUUCUGAUUGCAGUUCUAUAACUUCGUGUAGAACUGGGAGUUUCUCCUAGGAAAAUUAAAAUAUGAAAAACGAAGUUGGCCGAAGUCUUUGGCAGGUAUGCUAAUAUAAACAGUUGAGUAUGUCUAGACAUAGAUCCUGUUGGAUACUGUACCCCUCCUCCCCUACCCCCUUUACUAUUACAGAACUGUAUGUCAGCUGUAUGUCAUGGUUUUCUUGAUAAUUCCGGUGUUUUCUUAAUUUACCAGUAAAAAAUGUGACAGUAAUAAUGAAGUGAGAAUACCAUAUAAUAUAUACAUGUAUAUUUAAGAAAAUUGUCUGAUAGAUGUUUUCUUCCUUGAAAGUUUGUGAUAUACAAUGUCUAUUUCUGUUAGGCAUUCUGAAUAGAUUGUACAUUUCACUAGCAUAUACCAUAGUACAACAGUUUGAUAUGCCAUUGGUGAUAUUAUUGUCUAUUUACCUUUCUUACUGCCAUUCCAGUUUAUGAGCUCGGUGUACUGUAGUCAGAAUUUCUAUGCUACACUGUUAUAUAUUUAUUCCUCAUUUUUAUUUCUGGUCAGUUGUGUCUGGCAUAAUAUUUCAGUUUCAAAUAGCUAAAAAUAGCCAGCAGUACACCAUUUUGAGUAGAAUUCUGCUUGUCAGUGAAUUGAAUCUGCUGUGCUGUAGAUGCUUGAUGAAGCUUAUUUGUGGAAAGGUGUAGUGCUUACAUUUCAUUGCUUGUCUGUACUUAAGGGGAGCCGUUUUGUAAAGCAGUCAUAACUUGCAUCUGGUGAAGCGUCUAUGGCAAAGUAUGGCACCUGGCCUUGAUAAAUGCACUUGGCCUAACAUUGUGACAUCUUUGUGAACAGGCACCUGGAUUGCAUGCUGAUUUUUUGAUAGCCAUCUUAACUCUUUUACGUAUAGAUAGGCUUCGUACAGCAUUGCUUGUGCUCCUGUAAGUCAAAUAAAAAGUAAUUCCUAAAACUUGAACUUUCAUGUUUUCAGUGUUUCUGUCACACAUUAUGUACUGUCACAGCUAAAAAUAAUGUACUUGUGUAUG